Penicillium chermesinum is the source of this 1296-nucleotide messenger RNA. RefSeq lists its product as uncharacterized. NCBI's taxonomy places the organism in Eukaryota, Fungi, Ascomycota, Eurotiomycetes, Eurotiales, Aspergillaceae. The transcript has 5 exons. The record is from RefSeq and is a predicted model, not a curated record. The coding region runs from base 1 to 1296 and encodes 431 amino acids.
AUGUCUCAAUACUACGAACCGCAGAGUUGGCAGGCUCCUGCCUCGCGCCAGGUCUCUUGGGAACAACCCGUUCCGCCGUCUCGAUCAGGUAUGGAUUUUGUGGACUCGGCCCAGAAUGGAACAAAACUUUAUAUCUCUAUAUACUCACGCUCCGUCUCUACAGGCUCCAGCUCGGUCUCCCAGCGCGAGGAUAGCCCGGCCUUUUCCUCCCAAUUUGACGAGGUUGAUCGUGCGAUUGAUAAUCUGGUCAAGAGCGGGAAGCUUUGGAAUGCUCCUCGCCGGGACUCGAUGCCCAUGAUGAUGGGUCGGCCCUACCCCGACUAUGAUCCUCGCAUGGCGGGUGGCGGCCCCCAGCGACACCAUUCGAUCAGCGAGUUCGAAGGCUCACGGAUGCACCCGUCCGGCGGCAACGUGCAGGGCUUCUAUGCCUCCCAGCGGUACCAGGGCCACCAGGGCCAUCAGGGAUCCCAGGGGCCUCCGGGACCCCAGGGUCGCCCGAAUGAAGUAGAGCAGAUGAUGCAGGCGAAGCGUCGGAUGGCAGCUCAGCGUGAACGGGAGCUGCGCAACUAUCAUCAAGAGCAGCAGUACAACCGAAGCCUCCUCGCCGAAAUGUCCGCAAGCAAGUCCGACCGCUCUGUCAGCCCGGCGGCUGUGAGUGAAGAAAGCCGCCGAGACUUACUGGCUCGCCAACACCGAGCCCUAUACGGCAACGAGAGUCCUGCUUUCUUCCCUCCAGGCCCUCUGCCAGACGACAACUCGCGACCCGAAAGCCAGGCUGGCGGGACUCCAUCUUCUGCCGGUGUCCGCGGAGCCUCUCCGCGAGGCGUGGACCUCUUCGGUCUAGCUCAGCCUGGCGCAUCUGUGGAUGGUGCAUCUGGCUUGCAGUCCCCAUCUCGUGCAAACAGCACCUCUUCGCCUAGUUCCGCGAUUAACGCCGGUUUCCCCGAGCAGCCCGUUCCUUCGACCUCGUCGCCCACCGCCGCCGACUCGGCUUCUCGCCAGCCUUCUGUAAAGUCGACGGGGGGCCCCAUCGGCUCUGGCUCUGUCGCGAACUCUGUCGGUCCCAUUGGCUCUCGCCCAGUUCCAGGCCAGACCUCAGCUCCAGCCGCCAACCCUGAAGCCGCAGCGGUCGCGAAUGAACGCUCCACUUCCGCUUCCUCUAACCCAGCCGUCACUGCUGCUGCUGCCGCCGGUCCCAAGGAAGCUUCAUCUGGUGUGGGUCUAGGCUGGAGCAACGGCAGCGGUGUCUGGGGCUCCAAGAGCGGACUCGGUGUCCAGGCCUCGGUAUGGGGCUAG